Messenger RNA from Cucurbita moschata (crookneck pumpkin), 1864 nucleotides. RefSeq names its product bromodomain-containing protein 4-like. The coding region runs from base 769 to 1590 and encodes 273 amino acids. Lineage: Eukaryota; Viridiplantae; Streptophyta; Magnoliopsida; Cucurbitales; Cucurbitaceae. The transcript is spliced from 7 exons. The record is from RefSeq and is a predicted model, not a curated record.
UAGGAACACCUUAAACAUUCGAAAUUCGUAAAUCAUUAGAAUUAUGUUACGAGAUAUUCAUUUCCACUUCCACUGAAUCCAGAAGUUUCAAUCUCUCCGAUCAUCUCGCGUUUCUCUUGAAACCUGAGUUGGAAGUGAAGGAUAAUGAAAUCUUGUUGAGUUGAGUCUCGAAACCCGAAGAAAGAAGCAGAGGCUCAGGAUUGAAUGAAUGAAUUUACUCGACAACAAAGAGAGGAGUAAAGGUUCUCUUCAAAUAGCUUGAGGUUCGUCUUUACUUCAGGUUCAGGAGAAAGAAAGCUCAGAGCCACAGUGAGAUAGAGUGGUGAAGCUGGGUUCCGAAUGAAAAGAGAGCGAGCCUUCGGAAUAAUCUCGAUCAUCAGCUGCAACUUUCUUUGUACAUCUACCAAAGCUUGGCCUAGCAAUACUAAUUCUCAUACACUAACCAAAAAAGUUAUGAACUAAAUGAGAAUUAAUAACCAAAAUAAACAAGAAUAUGAACCAUAAUGGUUAUAAAGAGUUAAUAACCAAAAUAAAUGAGAAUAUGAAACAUAUGAAAGGUUAUAAGAGUUAUGGAAAUACAACUUCAUGACAACUUACAACAUUAUAUCCAUGUUAUGCUCUUGGGCAGUCUUGAUAUAUUUACCGAUCCUUCUUUGAAUUUAAUAUGCUUGUGGAUUCCUUCCUUGAAGGAAGGCUAGUUCAGAUCUCUGAUUUUAACUCCUUAGCAAAUUUAACGCAGUGUGCGGUCUUCUCUGGUUUUGCUUUGUUAUGUCAAGGCAUCAAUCUGAUGCAGCUGGCCAAGAUAAACUCGGUCCUGAUUACUUCAGUUACUUCAGACGGGAAGUUAUAGAUUUGUUAUCUCAAGAGGAUAAUCUGCUUUCUACUUCUUCUUCACAUGAUUCACGGAUGUCUGAAGCUUCAUCUUCAUUUGGUGAUAGCAUGGGACGUAAGCUCUCUCAUUUUAAGAAAGAAAAACUGAAGGCAUUGCUCAGGCAGAGUGCUGUUAUUCUUUCAGAAGAAGUAAAUGAGAUGCUCGGGCCUGCUCUAUCUAUCCAACAAUUGAAGUCAGAUUUGAGAUCCAAAAAGAACUUGGAAAAUGUAGACAAAAUAGUUAUGAAUGAUGCAGAGCAAGCUCCUUGUAAGAAACUCAAAUCCUCAUCCUCUUCAACCAGCCUAUCUGCGCACAAGAAUUGUGGUAGUCUUGGAAGUAGUAGAGUGAUAGAUGAUGAAUUGCAGUUCUUUCUAGAGAAUAAUAGUGAGCAGAUCGAAGCAAUAGUGACAAAUCUUUCAAGCGAACUGUCUGGAAAACUAGGACACAUGGAGCAACAGCUUGAGGAAGUUCUUGAUUCUGUAACAUCAAAUUGCAGGCCUAUGACCUUCAAGGAAAAGGAACAGCUUCAGAAAAUGAUUCAGGUGCUUCCACCCCAAAAUCUUGGCCGUGUCGCAGAAAUCAUCCAACAUAUGACAGACGAAACGGAUUCCUCUUAUGAAAUCCAUAUUGAUUUGGAUAAAGUGAAUAACACCACUCUGUGGAGAUUAUAUUACUAUGUAGUAGCAGUUGAGAAAGCAAAGAAGCUAGCAUCCCAAUGAAUAACUUUGUCCUCUUGUUUUUGCGGCUCCAAGAAUCAUUUUUGAAAGAAGAUGAUGCAUGAUGCCUUCAUGCUCUGCCUUUGAAGAAGUUUAGAAGCCCCUCCUCUCUUUGUUUCUAGGAUUUUGGAGGUGGCUGCUCAUAUCUUAACUUGAAUUGUGGUUGAUUUUGAGGAUAAGAACACGUUCUUUUAGUUUGAACGACUAAAAUCAUUCUUAGCUUUGUUAUAUUUAUUAAAUAUGACUGACUUCUAAAACACGACCAAAUUGGAAUUGC